CCACCCAUUGAGGUGUCAGCGAGCCAACAGGAUUUCUUCAAAAUGUUGGACGAAAAAAUAGAAAAGGGCAAGGACUACGAUUCAUCCAGUGAAACUGAAGUGAAAUUAGAACAAGAGCGACGACGAAUUCUGAUAGAGAAAUGGCGGUCGGCCUCGCAGUCCACACAGUCCUCGCAGUCGCAGCCGAGCCCGCCCACGCCCGCAAGGAGACGUGUUCCCAGGCCGAUGCCGCAGCCGCCAGAGCGACAGAAUAGCCCCGGCGCCGUGAGGAGGUGCUACAGGCAGCAACACGUCCCUGAAGGCAUGUCGCCCCCACCGAGGCGAGCACACAGCGCCCAGUCCCACCAUCCGCCCGACUCGCGCCCCAUCAACGGAGAUAACUGGCACGAUCCCACCAAAUCACCCGUCAAAAGACCACAGAGCGCCGGCUCCAACUGGAAGAGUAAUCCUAAAGUCGCACCUUACAAUCAAAAAACUAAAAAGACUGAAACGAAUGAACACCAAAGAGCAAACCAAAAAGAAAUAGAAUGUGAAAUUAGUGCAGAAGCGUCGCAGAUCACUUACAACCCUACAUUCCAAAGUCACAGUCCGGCGCAUUCUGCCAAAGGGCAGCAGCCGUAUAUCGCGCAGAUAGUAAGCUAUCCUAAAUCACAACAAGUGAACCCCCCUUCACCACCAAAGUUCAUAGCUCCGCCCGAAGAAUACCAAGAUCCUCAAAACACUGUAGAUAACAAAUACAACAACGUUCAAAAAUCAGCUCCGACGACGCAGCCUAACAAUCAAUUCCCGAACGUGGAAUAUACACAGACUCCGAGAAUGUACGAGGGAGAGGAAUUUUCGAUGCAAUAUGGUCAUCCAGCUAUGAGACCACACAGCGCCCCCACUCCAGUUGGUGUUGUAAGGCCGAUGCCUGUAGCGCCAAGCUUCAAGCCUUUACCAGACGGGACCCAUAUGGUACAAAUGCCGAUGUGGACGCAUAUGCCACCUGUGGUAUCGACGAUGCCGUGGGUACCGGGGCAAGUACCUCACGAGAUGCAGUACUACCCGCAGUCACAGUACUUCCCGAUGUACAGACCGCACUCGGCGGGUUCCGCGGGGACNCUCACGAGAUAUCAUAAGAAGGAAUCGAGCGAGGGUGAUGUGAAGAAUGUGUGCCAAAGUAUAAAUGUAGUGAGACAGAAGGUGGUAGGUCAGAUCGUGUCGGUAGCGGGGCAGGGACAGGAGCUGACGGUAUGCAGUAGCGCCAGUGACAGUCCAAGCCCAGCGUCAGUUAGCACGGACAGUGGCGUGUCCCCCGGGAACAGCGCGCCCAGCUCCAAAACCUCUUUCGGUUCCGACACCGCCACGGAUAAGAGUAAAAAGAAAUCGAUGCCACUCAACGCGAGAUCAUUGAAAAAUUCUAAAAGUCUAGAUAAUUAGUGACAGGUUUGUAAUUAUGUAGAUUUUCUAAAUGUACGUAGCGUCUAGUCGAUGUGAGGAACGGUGUAAAUUAUAGUGAAAUUAGAAUCUAAAAUGCUUAUUGUACUAUACGGUAUGGAUGUUUUGCCGCUCUGAAGAAGAA
Papilio polytes (common Mormon) is the source of this 1561-nucleotide messenger RNA. RefSeq names its product pollen-specific leucine-rich repeat extensin-like protein 3 (gene tow). The transcript has 4 exons. The annotation marks the transcript as partial. The record is from RefSeq and is a predicted model, not a curated record. Lineage: Eukaryota; Metazoa; Arthropoda; Insecta; Lepidoptera; Papilionidae.